Paralichthys olivaceus (Japanese flounder) is the source of this 1608-nucleotide messenger RNA. Lineage: Eukaryota; Metazoa; Chordata; Actinopteri; Pleuronectiformes; Paralichthyidae. The record is from RefSeq and is a predicted model, not a curated record.
CACGACGCCACGUCAGCUGAUCAGCGUCACAGGAGAACAAAACUCACGUGAGCCCCGUCACCACGUGACAUCCUGGACCCGGAAUCAACAUGGCUGCAGCUCCACAACCUGUCUACUGGCUGGGUAAUGACACCCUGAGGGUGUCUGCUGCCCUUUUUGCAGAGAACCGACAAAGACUCUGCAAAGGGCUAAAAGCUAAAGACGGAGUGGUGCCAAAGUCAGUGGUGGUGCUGCAGGGCGGAGAGCAGACACAGAGGUACUGCACUGACACAGACGUCCUUUUCAGACAGGAGUCCUUCUUCCACUGGGCCUUUGGAGUAACUGAGCCUGACUGUUACGGUGCCAUUGAUGUGGACUCUGGGAAAUCCAUCCUUUUCGUUCCAAAACUGCCUGAGAGCUAUGCCACCUGGAUGGGAGAGUGAGUCCCACCAAUCCUCACAGAGCUGUGUACAUCUACUGCAAUUGUUGAUGUCUUGUCUAAGCUGACACCAGCAGUGCUCCUAACACUGCGAGGACAGAAUACAGACAGUGGGAGCAUCUGCCGUGAAGCCUCCUUUGAAGGAAUUAGUGGGUUCCAAGUAAACAACACUCUCUUACACCCAGUCAUUGUGGAAUGCCGUCUCAUUAAGACUGAUAUGGAGCUGGAGGUCCUCCGCUACACCAACAGGAUUUCCAGUGAAGCCCACAAAAUGAUCAUGAAGCAUGUAAAGCCUGGACAUAAAGAAUAUGAAAUGGAGAGCCUGUUCCAGCACUACUGCUACACUAAAGGAGGGAUGCGUCACACCUCCUACACCUGUAUCUGUGGAACGGGCCAUAAUUCCUCUGUCCUACACUACGGCCAUGCUGGGGCUCCCAAUGACAAGUUAAUCAUGGAUGGAGACAUGUGUUUGUUUGACAUGGGUGGGGAGUACUACUGCUACUCAUCAGACAUCACCUGCUCCUUCCCAGCCAACGGCAAGUUCACUCCAGACCAGAGGGCAAUCUACGAGGCCGUCCUCAAGUCCUCCCAAACCGUCAUGGCUGCCAUCAAACCAGGUGUAAAGUGGACUGACAUGCACCGUCUGGCUGACCGGGUUCACCUGGAGGAGCUGGUGAAGAUUGGCAUCCUGAAUGGCAGUGUGGAGGACAUGAUGGCGGUCCACCUAGGUGCCGUCUUCAUGCCCCACGGACUGGGACACCUGCUGGGCAUUGAUGUGCACGACGUUGGAGGCUACCCUGAGGGGGUUGAGCGCAUCAAUGAGCCUGGACUGAGGAGUCUUCGAAUGGGCCGCCUGGUGCAGGAGAGGAUGGUCCUCACUGUGGAGCCCGGCAUAUACUUCAUCAACCACCUUCUGGACCAGGCCCUGGCCGACGCUACCCAAAGCUGCUUCAUCAACAACCAAGUGCUGGCUCGCUUCCGAGGCUUUGGAGGGGUUCGCAUUGAGGAUGACAUAGCAGUGACAGCAACUGGUAUGGAGCUGCUGACCUGCGUCCCUCGCACUGUGGAGGAGAUAGAGGCUUUCAUGGCAGACUCUGCAAAAAACUUCAGCCCUGUCGUCGGCAGUGAAUGACUUGACAUCUGAGCUGGUCAAUGAAACAAAGAAUGUUCUUCAUUAAAAAUGAAGUUAU